AUGUCCCCCGACGAGCCUCUAACAAGAGAGAAAUCCUGGCUGUCAUACACCUGCGAAGGCCGCAAAAAAUGGAAGUCCCUCCGCGCGCUCAACCUCUCCCGGGGCAUGUAUCACGACGUGCGCCGUCGGCUGCCCUACUACUGGAGUGAUAUCGCAGAUGCAUGGACGUACCGUGUUGUUGCGAGUACCAUCCGGAUGUACUUUGUCAAUAUGCUCCCUGCCAUCGCAUACACGCUAGACAUGUACCGCCGCACCGGCGAAUUCUACGGCAUCAAUGAGGCGCUCUUCUCGUCUGCGCUGGCGGCUAUGAUCUUUAGUGUCCUUGGUGCGCAGCCACUCACCAUCGUGGGCAUUACGGGUUUGAUCUCUUUGUUUAACUAUACCAUCUAUGAUAUUGUAACUAUCUAUGAGCCGGCUAUCUACCCGAAUUUCAUGUGCUGGACGGCCAUCUGGGCGGCCAUCUUCCAUUGGAUCGUGGCUGUUUGCAACCUCUGUGAUUAUAUGCGCUACGUGACGGACUUUUCGUCCGAGUCGUUUGGUGCUUAUGUUGGCAUUAUCUAUUGCAUCAAAGGAGUCGAGGAACUAGUGAACGAGUUUACCACGCGCGGCAACACCGCCGGGUUUAUGAGCACUGUGAUUGCCAUCUUGUACUUUCUGACCAUCUACGGCCUGGAACGGCUUGGCUCUAGUACCGUCUGGAAACCGUGGUUCAGGGGUUUACUGGCCGACUACGCAUAUGUGAUCGGGACCAUCUUCUGGGUGGGCUUCUCGCAUAUACCCGGUAGCCUGAAAGCCACCCACGUCUCGUUCGUCCCCAUCACCCGCGCCUUCUACCUUACCCAGCCACGCGGCUGGCUCAUCCAUUUCUGGGAACUCGACGCCAAAUGGGUCUUCGCCGCACUGCCCUUUGGCUUCCUCGUGAUGCUCCUCUUCUACUAUGACCAUAAUGUAAGCAGCCUAACCGCCCAGGCGAGACAAUUCCCCCUCGAGAAACCCGCCGGAUUUCACUGGGACUUCUUCCUCCUGGGCUGCACCACCUUCCUAGCAGGCAUCACCGGCAUUCCCAUGCCAAACGGCCUAGUGCCGCAGGCCCCCGUCCACACCGACUCCCUAACCAUCUACGAAACCUCCCUCCGCACCAUCUCAACCUCCGAAGGCGAGGGUGCCGAAAUCCGCCGCCCAAUCGUAACCGCCACCGCCGUCGUCGAGCAACGCGUCUCCCAUUUCCUCAUGGGCUUACUCAUCAUCGGCACCAUGACGCGCCCGCUGCUGGUCGUUCUGCACACGAUGCCCGCCGCCGUCUUCGCAGGUGUCUUCUUCACCGUCGGCUGGGGCUCCAUCGAAUCAAACGGCAUCCUCCAGAAACUCAUUUUCUUGGUGCGCGAGAACCGCUUCAUCCAGCGCGAUGAGCCGCUGAUGACUGUACGACGCCGCAAGAUCGCGCUGUAUAUCGCCUGCCAGGUGGUGGGCGUUGCCGCGACGGUGGCCAUCUCGCAGACGAUUGCGGCGAUUGGGUUUCCGAUUCUGAUCAUUGCGUUGAUUCCGUUCCGGGUGUGGAUUAUGCCGAGGUGGUUCAGCGCCGAGGAGCUGGAUGUCAUGGAUGAUUUGACGGCGAAUAAUAGUGCGGUGUUGGCCAGUCUGGGGGGUCCGCCGCGGUUUUCGGGACAACCUGAUAAUGAGAGGUUUGGGCUGGAGCGUCGCUAUUCCGAGCAGAGGUUUGGAUCGGCGAGGCAGAGGGCGGGAAGUAUCCAUCGGUAG
Molecule: messenger RNA, 1758 nt
Organism: Aspergillus lentulus
Lineage: Eukaryota; Fungi; Ascomycota; Eurotiomycetes; Eurotiales; Aspergillaceae
Source: RefSeq, a predicted model, not a curated record